Spathaspora passalidarum NRRL Y-27907 is the source of this 538-nucleotide messenger RNA. RefSeq names its product pyruvate transporter. Gene Ontology annotation, cellular component: mitochondrial inner membrane. The transcript has a single exon. The record is from RefSeq and is a predicted model, not a curated record. Gene Ontology annotation, biological process: pyruvate import into mitochondria. The coding region runs from base 46 to 414 and encodes 122 amino acids. Lineage: Eukaryota; Fungi; Ascomycota; Pichiomycetes; Serinales; Debaryomycetaceae.
CACUAUAUCUUGAUUUGCUACAACUAAUUCAUCCAAUACCAAACCAUGUCCGGAUUCAAGAAAUUUACCGACUUUUUAUUUUCCAAAAAGUCAUUGAAAUAUAUGUGUACCACCCAUUUCUGGGGUCCAGUUUCCAAUUUUGGGAUCCCUAUUGCUGCCAUAUUAGAUUUAAAGAAGGAUCCAAAUUUGAUCAGUGGUCCAAUGACUGGAUCGUUGAUUCUUUAUAGUUUGGUGUUUAUGAGAUACUCUAUGGCUGUGACUCCUCAAAACUACUUGUUAUUUGGUUGUCAUUUCGUUAAUGAAUUGGCUCAAUUGGGUCAAGGGUUCAGAUGGGUUAAAUGUCAUUACGUCGAUGAACCAAAGCCUGCUGUUGUAGCUGCCAUUGAAGACAAAGUAAAUGAAGUGUCAAAGUAAAUAGGUGAUCGUUCAUAGAAAAGGAAGAAGGAAUUAACGGGUUAGUGCUAGAUAUAUUUGCAUCAAAAGUGUCAUGUUGUAUUAUAGUUGUCUAGUUUAAUCAAUUAUAGAGUGUUAUUUUAAA